Molecule: messenger RNA, 675 nt
Organism: Cyphomyrmex costatus
Lineage: Eukaryota; Metazoa; Arthropoda; Insecta; Hymenoptera; Formicidae
Product: chromosome partition protein Smc
Exons: 5
Coding region: 1-675 (224 amino acids)
Source: RefSeq, a predicted model, not a curated record
AUGGAAAAAUCCGCGAGUAGCCAGAUGAAUCCUGAGGACAUUGAAAAUCCGGGAUCACACGUUAAAUCUUACAUCGAACAGUUUACUGCAUUAAAAAAAUUGGUAGAAAGAUCAGACAGAGAAAUACAGUACUGGAAGAAUCAAAAAUCGAAAUUGCUCGAGAGUAAUAGCAGCAUCGGGAUGAAUUUCGAUAAGCUGAUGCAGAAUGUGUCUUAUAUGGAGGAUAAAAUAUCGGAGAAUACAAGGAUCUACAUUACGAAGAAGCAGGAAUUGAAGGACUUACAAAUUGCAAGAACGAAUAUGUUGUACAAGCAAUGGAAUAACUGUUUGUUGGAAACAGGAAGAUACGCGGAUAGCUUUUGUCAAUGGAUGACGAACUACUCUAGGGACUAUUUGACGAAGGAAAUUAGUAGUCAUCAAGAAGAAUGCGAAAAGGUUCGCACAGAAUUGGAGAUUCUAAAACAAGAGGUGGAGAAUAUGAAAACAGAAUGCAACGCAGAUUACACUGAAGCUAACAUGGACGAUCAUGACAACUUGUCGAAUCUUAACAGUGCAAUAUCUGACAUGAAGUCGAGCAAUAACAAUUUAAUAAAACAUAUUAAAAUGGAAGAGGAUGAAUUGAAUAAAAUACAGAACAAAAUAAAGCAAUGCAAAGUCAAGCUUAACCGAAACUAA